Adineta steineri is the source of this 1596-nucleotide messenger RNA. The record is from the annotation of a GenBank genome assembly. Lineage: Eukaryota; Metazoa; Rotifera; Eurotatoria; Adinetida; Adinetidae.
AUGAAUUUUAAUACUAUAGAUUUAAAUCAAGCAGAAAAAGCAGUUGCUUCAUUUACUACUGAUGAUAAUGAACAGAAAUAUCAACCAAAAACAUUGGUUCUACAUAAUGAAGCACGUCGUAAUUAUUUACCUUUAUUUCCAACCAUCUCUUUUAGUCGAAAUAAUCAUCUACUCUUAGCUAAUGUACCAGUUACUCAUAUUGGACCUAGUGAAAUUGUUCGACGUCAACAUGGAGCAAAUACUGUUGAUGCUAUAACACUAAUGAACAAUUAUAAGUAUUCUGAUCAUGAUGGAUUUAGUUUGUCUGAACGAGAUGCUGAAGAAUUAUCUAAACGAUUGCAAAUUGGAAAAUCAAUUAUCACAUUCAAUGCUACUCAAAUUCGUAGUAUCUGUUAUUAUUUUCUUGAAUUAUAUAAAUCAUUUCGAAAAAAUAUUCUACUUCAAAAUGAUAUUGCCUUAGAAGAAUUCACACUUAAUUCGAAACAAAUGGUCGUGCUACUUGAAUUCUAUCUACAACUAGAUGUGGAUUUAUUUUACAUGAAAACUUGUUCGUUUCGUGGAGCUGAACCACACGCCAUCACGAAAGGUCUAUUCUGUGGAAAUGAUGAACCACAUGCACGAUAUGCGAUGUCUCCAUGUGUCAAUCCAUUUUGUCCAUGUUGUCAUCCGUCAAGAAUGGAUGAUAGAACACAAAAUCAAUUACGGCCAGUGGCUGAUUUUGCUACAAGUUCAAUGCAUCAAUUUCUAAAUGGAUAUACAACAUAUCUUAAUUGUCCAGUCACAUGUAGAACAUCGAAUGUAAUCUAUACGAUGACAUGUCCAUGUGGUCAUUAUGAUUAUGUGGAUUCAACUGCAAAGACAUUGGUUGAUGCUAUAAUUUAUCAUCGAAAACAUGGUAAUCGAAUUAUACAUGAAAUGUUAACUGGUAUUUCUCGAUCUUCACAUCCAUUUUACGAUCGAAACUUCGAUGAAACGAAAAUGGCCGAUAAAAUGCGUCUCUAUCAACAUUCGGCACGUUGUCCGACAGCACUUCAUUUAUUUCUCGACUGCAAUCCGAGCUAUUGGUGUUUUAUUCCUAUGCUGAAGCAUGAGGCACGAGCUGAAAACAUUGCUUAUGUUCGACAAGCAACAGGAAGUUCCUCAUCUUCCUUCCACACGACAAUGGGUGCUCAAUUAAGUCAUUUAAGUGCGACGAGCCGCAUUCAUAGAAAUUCUAGAGUGAUUCCUUAUCUUCAUGAUGUGCCACGAUCACCGUCGACUAGCUAUGAGUUUUCAGCGGAACAAAGUCAAAAACAAUGUUUAUUUUUCGAAGAACUUCUUUCGUUUUCUUCUGCUAUUGAUCAUUUGCCCUAUUCUACAGUGAACUUGUAUAAAAUAGCAAUUAUUGCCGUUUUGCCAGAUGAUUGUUCGAUUACACUACGAUACAUUAUCGAAACAUUGUUCGUUAUUCAUGGUGAAACUAAAUUAAAUAUGAUUUGUCCUAUUGGCGGUGAUCCUGAACAACGCUAUGGUCGUCCGUAUGAUCCUAUUUGGUGUGUUAAUUUGCAUCAGCCAUCCGUUUGUACGGUAACAACAAUAACAACUACUCAACGAUGA